Messenger RNA from Durio zibethinus, 1119 nucleotides. The record is from RefSeq and is a predicted model, not a curated record. NCBI's taxonomy places the organism in Eukaryota, Viridiplantae, Streptophyta, Magnoliopsida, Malvales, Malvaceae.
UUGUUUUUCAAUAAUAUGCAAUUGGUAAAUAUGCAUAAAAAAAUGUACCGGCUAUUAUGCUUUCUAAUGAAACCAGACAACUACACAAGAACAAAUAUCUUCUUUGUAGAUAAUAAUUAGGACUCUAUGAUCGUCCCUUAUAAAUUCCUCUCUUGAAACCUCCUACUGAAACUUAAAAACUGCUACAGCCAUGAAUUCAUCUAUGCUUGCUGUUCCUCUUGUUCUUCAAAUUUUCAUCGCUCUAUUUUCCUCAAAUCCUGGAGUAGCAGCUAACUCAAAACUCUUUCGAGAAUAUAUAGGAGCAGAGGGAAAAGGUGUUACCUUUUCAGAUGUACCCAUCAAUCAAGAAGUAGAUUUUCACUUUAUCCUCUCCUUCGCUAUUGACUACACAAACUCUUCUUCCCAUCCUUCCUCCACCAAUGGUGAUUUCAGGGUUUACUGGGAUAGAGAAAACCUCAGCGCUUCUCAUGUUUCCUCUAUCAAAACCCGUCAUCCGAAUGUCAAGGUAGCUAUGAGUCUUGGGGGCGAUACAAUAAAUGAUAAGCAUGUAUUCUUCAGUCCUAAAACAAUCAAUUCCUGGGUUAGAAAUGCCUUUCAUUCCCUAACAGAGAUAUCAAAACAGUAUCAUUUGGAUGGGAUAGAUAUCGACUAUGAACACUUCCAUGCAGAUCCUGACACAUUUGCUGAGUGCAUUGGACAGCUUCUUUUGUUCCUAAAACAAAACGGGGUGGCGUCGUUUGCAUCAAUAGCACCUUAUAAUGAUGACUCCGUGCAACCGCAUUACUUGGCCUUGUGGAGGAAGUAUGGGCAUCUCAUAGACUAUGUCAACUUUCAGUUUUAUGCCUAUGAUAAUAGUACAACUAUUUCUCAAUUUCUGCAAUACUUUGAUGAACAGAACUCUAACUACAGAGGUGGUAAGGUCCUAGUAAGCUUCGGUACUGAUGGAAGCGGAGGUUUGUCUCCUGAAAAUGGAUUCUUUGAGGCUUGUCGCAGGCUGAAGUCUGACGGCAAACUUCAUGGCAUAUUUGUUUGGUCAGCGGAUGACUCCAAGAAAGAUGGUUUCCACUAUGAGAAGAGCUCACAAACCUUGUUGGCCAAAUGAAAAUGAUCUCACACAUA